AUGACAAUUUUUGAUAUUUCAACUGACACCAUAAAUUCUGACCGUAUUAGAGAAGAAACCUGCAAAGAUCGAGAACUACAAGAGAUCAUCGAAGAAUUAAGUUCGACUUCUAAAGACUCUUCAUUCACAAUCGACCAUGGAAUACUAUUUCGAGAUCAACGUGUUGUAAUUCCCAAAUCAAUGCAAAAUGAAAUACUUCAAGAACUACAUGUGACACAUUUAGGUGUUACAAAAAUGAAACAACUGAGUAGAAGAUAUUGUUUCUGGAAAGGAAUCGAUAAAGACAUUGAAAGUUUCGUCAAAGCCUGCCCCGAGUGCAUCAAAAUCAAACAUAGUGCAUCGAAAGUACCGCUACACCAUUGGGAGAUGCCUAACGAAAAUUGGGAUAGAAUACAUAUAGACUAUGCGGGUCCCAUAGGCAAUCAACACUUCUUGGUAGUAGUAGAUGCGAAAUCCAAAUGGGCAGAAGUACGUGUUUUAAAUGACAGUCCUAAUAGUUUAAAUUCAAUUGAGCUAUUAAAUGGUAUAUUCUCAACACAUGGAUAUCCCAAACAAAUCGUCUCUGAUAAUGCAACCAUUUUUACCAGCAAGCAGUUCAGCCAUUAUUGUCGUGAUCACGGGAUAAGACAAAAAUUUAUAGCUCCAGGGCACCCCGCAACAAACGGGUUAGCAGAACGAAAUGUGCAAACGCUAAAAAGACGUCUUGAAUCAAUGAGAAAUGAAAAAUCAUCUAUUUCUGUAAAACUACAAACCAUUUUGCUGCGUUAUAGGGCAACCCCACUUAUAGAUGGGAAAUCACCAGCAGAAAACUAUCUUCAUAGAAGGGUUCGAAUUCGAUUGGAUGCGAUUCGACCAUAUUUCGAGGGUUCCUCCAGUUCAGCGACUCCACCUGUGCGUUCACUUCAGGAGAAGGAGAGAGUGAUUGCAAAAUGCUUCGCAAAUAACAAAAUCAUAUGGAAACCGGGUACAGUGCUCAAGAAAUUCGGGAAAUUGCACUAUUUAGUCGAAUUAGACGAUGGGUAUAAAUUUAAACGUCAUAUUGAUCAGCUACAAAAAAGUGGACUGAAAUCUGUUAAAUUUCAAGAUCCACCAGAGCCCCGUUGUCAGAAACAAGACGAAGAAGAUACAUCAAAGGGCCUUCACUUCCCACAAGAUGAACAUUCACACUACCAAACGAUGCUGGAUGCUACAAGGCAAGACGUUCCAGUGUUGGAUACACCAGUUCCAGAUGUACAAGUUUCGGUUCCAGAACUACGGCGAUCAAAGAGAGACAUUAGACCACCAGCAAAAUUAACUGAUUAUGUUCUUCAAUAA
Molecule: messenger RNA, 1314 nt
Organism: Photinus pyralis (common eastern firefly)
Lineage: Eukaryota; Metazoa; Arthropoda; Insecta; Coleoptera; Lampyridae
Exons: 1
Coding region: 1-1314 (437 amino acids)
Biological process (GO): DNA integration
Molecular function (GO): nucleic acid binding
Source: RefSeq, a predicted model, not a curated record